Batrachochytrium dendrobatidis JAM81 is the source of this 1425-nucleotide messenger RNA. RefSeq lists its product as uncharacterized. Gene Ontology annotation, molecular function: snRNA binding; 3'-5'-RNA exonuclease activity. Gene Ontology annotation, biological process: snRNA 3'-end processing. The coding region runs from base 1 to 1425 and encodes 474 amino acids. The record is from RefSeq and is a predicted model, not a curated record. The transcript is spliced from 5 exons. NCBI's taxonomy places the organism in Eukaryota, Fungi, Chytridiomycota, Chytridiomycetes, Rhizophydiales. Gene Ontology annotation, cellular component: Cajal body; cytoplasm.
AUGACUGCUACUCUGUUGUCCUUUAAUGUCGUCAAUCGACACAACCUUUCAACAUUGUCACUGACAAUCAAUCACAUUCUCAGUCGUGCUCACCAUGUUGCACUGGAUGCUGAAUUCACUGGACUUGGAGAUCCGCAACUGACUCGUCAACGGAAUAUUGAAGAUCGAUAUCGAGAGUUGGCAAAUGUCGCUCGAACACAUGCUCUUGUUGCAUUUGGGUUGUCGAUUUUUGAGCAGCCAGAUCCAAAGCAUCAUCCUGAACAGUUUACAGUGAAUACAUUUCAGUUUACUAUGCUGUCUUGCAAGGAGCAUCGAGUGAAUCCAUCUAGCUUGGCUUUUCUUGCUGAACACAAGUUUGAUUUUAACGAUCAGAUCAGUAACGGUAUCCCAUAUAUGCCUGGAAACGAUAUUGCUGGUGAAACAGACUCGGGUUUAAAUGCUAUCAUGAGAUCUAUUUUAAACCAAAUUAUAAUUGGCAAAAUUCCAACAGUUGUGCAUAACGGAUUGCUGGACAGUAUGUUUGUUUAUCAGAGUUUUUACGCAGAGCUUCCUAAAGAUCUGACCAUGUUCAUUGCUGAUUUAAACGGCAUGUUCCGUGGUGGGAUUUAUGAUACAAAAUACGUUUCCGAGUUUGUCACUCGCGAAUCACGAACAUUCUUGUCCUACUUGUUUAGAAAAUAUGAGAGAAUUCAAUUGCAGCGUCAAAAGGCUAAUGCUCCUCCGUAUCUGACUCUUGCCGUCAAGAAUCGUAUCCAACACAAGUAUACGCUUACCACGUCAACUCUUGCAGAAUUGGGACUUGUUUCAAACCCAACUGCUUCCAACAAAGCAGGCGGGAAAAACAAGAGCCAAAAAGCAAAGAAUAUGUAUGUUUCUAAUCGACCUUAUUGUGAGCAAUAUGCUGCACACGGAUUUUGCAGCUUAUACAGUGCAUGUGCCAAAUCACACGAUCUGGACAUGAUUCUUGAUUGGGAGGAAAAAGAUAUUGCGGCUGCUCAUGGCGGACAAAAAGUGCUGCUUGAAAAAGCUGAUAAUACUGCUACAACAAAAUCAGAAAAGGAUAGACAUUCAAAAAAGAAACGCAAGAUAGACACUGUAAACGAUGCCAAGAUUCAAUCUGAACAAACCCCCAAUCUUGCUUCAUUGGCCACCGAGACCGUUUCAGAAAAAUUAGUAGAUUCUAGCCCAAAACCUCCAGUGGGACCCGCUCCGAUAUUUGAGACUUACCAUUCUGCAUGUUUUGAUGCAUACAUGACUGGAUUUAUCUUCUGUCAUCAAUGUCUAGAAUGUCCAAAUCUGAUGAAAGAGCAUGGCGAUCGACUGUAUCUUAUCGGAAAAGAUAUGCCCAUUAGAGUAGAAAAAAGUAUAUAUACUAAAACAAGCCAGCAGCAUCAAGAUAAAAUGAAGCGAUUGAAAUUGGUGUAA